CAACCACCAAGUAAGCAAGACUAAUUCUCCCACACUCAAUUAUAUAAACCCCAUCUUCUCCCCUACUCAACCCUCUCCUAUUUACUUCUUUCUUUCCUUGGUCAUUCAUCAUUCCCUCCGUUAUUAUUACCCAAACUUCUCUCUCCUCUCUCCUCUCUCCUCUCAAACUUUGUAAGUUUUGAUUUCAUAAAUCUAACAAUGGAGCUCCCUGUAAUAAAUUUCGAAGCGAGCAUCAAUUCGUUAAACAACCCAUCAUUAAUUUCUCGACUUUUCUCGAUUUUCGAGUUGGGAAAAUUCUCCCCAGCUCAUAGACUAUGGAAAUGGGGCGCUGUUUUUUUAGCAUUAGUUUACGCUAUCAGCAGCCUCGUUAACAAAAUCAAGAUCUUAUUUCUUCAUUAUCACAAUAAAUCUCGAUCCUUGUUAUCUGACUCUCUUCUACAUCCUUUAAACGACGACUUUCAAACCGAUGACGACGAAAACGACGACGUUUGCUCCACUUCAGACUCUUCAACCUCCGACGAUGAAGAAGACGAAGAAGAACCAGAAGACUUAUCGAAAUUCGACGAUGAUUUCAAUGUGAAGGGUAGUUUUCGUAAUUUAAGCAAAAACUCCAAACAAAAUUGUAAAUUUAGGAGUAUCGUUGACAAUUUCUCAUUGUCGGAUAUCGUUAAUGGAAACGGCGUCGUUAAGUUAUGGGAUGAGUUAGGUUUAGGAGUGUUUGAUGUGGAUAAUUCAUUUUCUUUUUUGGAUUUUAAUAACAUGAAGAAUUCAAAUUUAUUAAGUACCUCAAUCUUUGCCGGUUUUCCAUCGGUUUCAAUAUCGCCAUCGGUUUUUAUUUCCGGCGAUAAGUUAGGGUUGGACAUUUGGGAUUUGCGAACCGGGCCGGCAUUUCACUUGGACCGGACGGGGAAUAUUGUCGGUGUUGAUGCCGGUCGGACCGGGAAGGUUUACGUGAUGGAUGACGUAAUUUCCAGGUUGACGGUUUGUGAUUUGCGGAAGGCUGAUACGCCGUUAACGGAAUACGAGGUGUACGAGUCAGAUUAAUGGUAUGAGUUAUGACGCGGUAUUAUUUUCUGGAGUGUGCUGGGUCAGGUUGACAGCUAUAAUUCAAAGCGAAAUGUGUUACAUGCUUGAGGAAAGAAGUUUAUAAUUCUUUCUCACUUGUAAUUUCUUUUGAAUUGAAAUACUAUUAGUUUCCAAGAAAAAGAUGUCAUGUACUAGUAGUUGAAUAAAUGUUGACUAGGAGACGGGGAGAGUUGAAAGAUGAUGAACUCUUUUAUCUUCAACUUUGUAAAUAUUUUUCAUGUGUAAUAUCAUUCUUUUUAAUUAGACAUUUUCAUUUGUGAUUAUA
Messenger RNA from Beta vulgaris subsp. vulgaris (sugar beet), 1351 nucleotides. RefSeq lists its product as hypothetical. The record is from RefSeq and is a predicted model, not a curated record. Lineage: Eukaryota; Viridiplantae; Streptophyta; Magnoliopsida; Caryophyllales; Amaranthaceae. The coding region runs from base 199 to 1044 and encodes 281 amino acids. The transcript has a single exon.